AUGAUUUCCACGGAUCACCACCAUCAUCAGGAUCCUUUGGGCACAUACAACAUGAAAGCCUCCGGCGCUGCGCCGUCGUCGGCAUCAAUUCCGUUGUCGCAAUCGGCGUGGCUGGAGGUUCGUUUGUUCUACGUCCGCAUCGCGCCGUGCGUUGUUGAGAACGUCCCUGACUUUCUCACCCUUCGCCACCCUCGCCGCGAAACCGGCGCCUCCCUUGAGGUUAACGGCGUUCGCGUUCCUUCCUCUCAGACGGCGUCGCUUAAACUCCGCCGUGAUAGAGUCGACCGGCAAUCGUCGGAGGUGACUUACGUUAGCACCGAGACCGUGCGCGUCACCGGAUGCGUUGAUUUUGAGGUUUACGAUAACGACGACAUGGUCUUGUGCGGAAACCUAGACAGAAUCGAAGGUGCGUGGAAUAACGGAACCGUGAGCGAUCCAAAGACUGGAUGGGGCAUGGAUUGUUACAUGGCGAUGGGAAAUGGGCCAGGCUCUGCUCACGGCUCCGCUUCUUCUUCCUCUGCGUUUUUCCAGCCAAAGCUGGGCGUUUCCUCUCCCUCCGUGGAGGUUUACAUAGCUGGUUGCUGUGGCGGUGUUCCGGUGAUAUUGACCAAGACGAUCCAGGCGAGCCCGAGGAGGAAGGUGGCCAGGCACGUGACUCUCGACGCUAUCCCGGAAGACGAGGAAGUUGAGAAAGAGCAAGACAUUGUUACCGCUGGAGAUGGUUUGCCCCGGCAAAGGAAACUACAGAUGAUGGAGUCAGAAGUGGAUGACUACGACGAGUCUGAAAUGAAAAUGGGACAGAGAUACUACCCUGAAGAGAUGUACGUUGAUGAGGAUGGUCAACUCUCAUGGUUCAAUGCAGGUGUCAGAGUUGGAGUUGGGAUAGGCCUUGGGAUGUGUCUUGGUGUAGGCAUUGGAGUUGGAUUGCUCAUGCGUUCAUAUCAAGCAACUACUAGUAACCUUCGUAGGAGGUUUCUCUGA
Messenger RNA from Thlaspi arvense, 981 nucleotides. NCBI's taxonomy places the organism in Eukaryota, Viridiplantae, Streptophyta, Magnoliopsida, Brassicales, Brassicaceae. The record is from the annotation of a GenBank genome assembly.